CAAUACCCAUUGUUAAUAUUAUAUAUAUAUAUAGGAUAACCCACCAUACAAGAGUAACAAGACAAAAUAAAAACCCUGGAAGAUAUCUAAUCUAACCCACGAGCAAGGAAAGGAAACCUAGUCUUCUAAUCGACAUCAGGCAUGGAAGGAGCCAUUUCCAGCCCGACAGAGAAGAGGAUUGCAGUAGUUACGGGAGGAAACAAAGGAAUUGGGCUGGAGAUUUGUAGGCAGCUGGCUCUUAACGGGGUCAGGGUUAUACUGACGGCCAGAGAUGAGAAGAGGGGUCAGGAGGCAGUGGAGAAGCUCAGAGAGUAUGGGCUCUCUGAUGUGCUCUUUCAUCAGUUGGAUGUGACCGACUCUCCUAGCAUAGCGUCCUUAGCGGAUUUUGUUAGAACUGAAUUUGGCAAACUUGACAUUCUAGUGAAUAAUGCAGGCAUUGGAGGAACGACAGUAAACUUUGAGACUUUAAAUGCCUCAAAACCAUCAAAUAAUUUGGAAGGCAAAGGUAUCAAUGGUAUCCCAGAUUGGUGGAAACCUCAUAUGCAGGAAAGUUUAGGAAGAGCGGAAGAAUGCUUGAAGACAAAUUAUUAUGGCACCCGAGAUGUUACAGAAGCAUUAAUUCCCCUUCUCGAGUCAUCAAUUUCAGGAAGAGUAGUAAAUGUUUCUUCCACCCUUGGACAACUCAGGGUUAUCUCAAAUGAAAAGCUUAAGCAAGAGCUGUCAAAUAUCGAUGACCUAGCAGAAAAGAGAUUGGUCGAGCUGCUGAAUUUGUUUAUCGAAGAUUUCAAGGAGGGUUUGUUGAACGCCUAUGGUUGGCCGACCGUUUAUUCAGCAUAUAAAGUAUCUAAAGUACUCACCAAUGCCUACACGAGGGUUCUUGCAAAGCAGUAUCCCAACUUAUGCAUAAAUUGUGUGAGUCCUGGUUUUGUCAAAACAGACCUGAACUGGAAUACCGGGAUCCUAACUACCGAAGAAGGAGCUAAAGGACCUGUCAUGUUAGCAUUGCAAACUGAUGCUGGUCCUUCGGGCCUUUUCUUUGAUCAAACCGAAGUGUCGACCUUUUGAAUGAGAUUAAUUUCCCUGAGCUAAUAAUUUGUGGAGAAAAAGUACUAUCAGUUACAAUUUCAUUCUCGUGUGUAUGAACAUCAUCCUGUAUAAACAUUGCAUGAGCUCUCCCCACCAAGCUCAAUAUAUUGACUUGAAGAGAUCCAAUAACAUGUAUUGGAUGAUGUUCUUUCUUC
Messenger RNA from Elaeis guineensis (African oil palm), 1241 nucleotides. Its product is annotated as (+)-neomenthol dehydrogenase. Gene Ontology annotation, cellular component: membrane. Gene Ontology annotation, molecular function: oxidoreductase activity, acting on the CH-OH group of donors, NAD or NADP as acceptor. Lineage: Eukaryota; Viridiplantae; Streptophyta; Magnoliopsida; Arecales; Arecaceae. The record is from RefSeq and is a predicted model, not a curated record.